UCCCAGAUUCCCAUAAAGCACAUGGUCUAAUCUGUUACCUAACAGCAAGGCAGCGUCACCUCACCUGUUCUUGCCCUCGAAUGGGAAAGCUGGUAUGAGACUAAAGCGCAGACUGCCAGGCUGAGUACCCUGGCCUGAGCCAUCCCCAGAGAUCAGGAGCCUCCAAAGGGAAACCUUCCAUUAUACUCUUCAAGCAACUUACAGCUGAACCGACAGUUGCAAUGAAAGUUCUAAUCUCUUCCCUCCUCCUGCUGCUGCCACUAAUGCUGAUGUCCACGGUCUCCAGCAGCCCGAAACCAGGGGUCGCCAGAGGCCAUAGGGACCAAGGCCAGGCUUCUAGGAGGUGGCUCCAGGAAGGCAGCCAAGAAUGUGAGUGCAAAGAUUGGUUCCUGAGAGGCCCUAGAAGAAAACUCAUGACAGCGUCUGGGCUGCCAAAGAAGCAGUGUCCCUGUGAUCAUUUCAAGGGCAAUGUGAAGAAAAUAAGACACCGAAGGCACCACAGGAAGCCAAACAAGCAUUCCAGAGCCUGCCAGCAAUUUCUCAAACAAUGCCAGCUAACAAGCUUUGCUCUGCCUUUGUAGGAGCUCUGAGCGCCUACUCUCCCAAUUAAACAUUCUCAGUCAAGAACUAGAGGACAUCUUUCUUCUCCCACCUCAUUCUCCCACUGCACCCACCCCCUAAAUCAUUCUGGUGCUCUCAAAAAGCAUGUUUCUCAAGAUCAUUUUGAUUAUUGCUCUCUCUUAUGCCUUUUCUCUCAUCAUUCUUAUCCUGUGCCCUCCCCCUACCCAGGCUUAGUCUUAAUUAUCUGAAAGAUUCCAGGAAACUGUAGCUUCCUAGCUGGUCUCAUUUAAUCUUAACUACAAUCAGGAAAGCAGCAAACAGACGUCAAUAAAUAUUUUUAAAACGUAAUAGAU
Saimiri boliviensis boliviensis (Bolivian squirrel monkey) is the source of this 914-nucleotide messenger RNA. RefSeq names its product C-X-C motif chemokine ligand 17 (gene CXCL17). Lineage: Eukaryota; Metazoa; Chordata; Mammalia; Primates; Cebidae. The record is from RefSeq and is a predicted model, not a curated record. Gene Ontology annotation, biological process: positive regulation of vascular endothelial growth factor production; positive regulation of macrophage chemotaxis; negative regulation of inflammatory response.